AAAUCCUAGAACAUAAAUCCUGUGGAAUAAACUUUGUCACAGAAAGAGACAGAAAAAAAUGGGACAGAGGGAGAGGCUUCUUGCUGAUCUGCAUUCAAAUGGGUAUAUUAUAAUCUUGAUUGCCUUCCUGUAUCUCAGCUCCUGCUCAUUCUCCCAAGUGGGUGCUUCGAUCCAUGAAUACCAAAACGAAACCUUCAUUCGUCGCUCCAAUUCCUUCUUCUUCCAUGGCGGAAGUGAGGGUCUCUAUGCUUCCAAGCGUCAAUCUGAAAAUGACAAGCCUUCUUCUGAAGAUAAGCCUCUCAAUGGCAAGUCCUUCAUCAGGUUCGAGUCCAUCAUUUUUCGAAGAACCAAAGAGUCAGCUGAGCAGAAAAAUGAGAUGCAGCAGAGGACUGGCUUGGUUGAGGCUAUUAUAAUUGAGGUCAGGGACAGGGAGAAGAUUGGGGGUUCUUAUUUGAACUCCCAUGCAAUAUGCUGCACCCCGGAACUUGCAAAGAAUGGUUCUUGCAAAGUAGGAGAGGUUAUUAUCCACCAAAAUCCAGAUAAACCAGAUGGGCCAAAGAGAAUUCAGAUCUUCUUUGAAGGAAAAAAUGAAGAGGCUAACAUGGUUCUUCAAAACAUUGAGAUCAAUACUACUGGAAUGUACUAUCUCUAUUUUAUGUUUUGUGAUCCAGAACUAAUGGGCACGGUUAUCAGUGGAAGAACGGUUUGGAGGAACCCGUAUGGCUACUUACCAGGAAAGAUGGCACCGUUGAUGACAUUUUCUGGCUUAAUGUCUUUAGCUUACCUUGUUUUAGGUUUAGUCUGGUUUCUCCGUUUUGUACAAUAUUGGAGAGAUAUAAUACAGUUGCACUAUCACAUUACAGCUGUAAUUGGUCUUGGAAUGUGUGAAAUGGCACUCUGGUAUUUUGAAUAUGCAAAUUUCAAUUCCACUGGAAGCAGACCUAUGGGAAUUACCAUAUGGGCAGUAACCUUUACUGCAGUUAAGAAGACUGUCUCCCGGCUUCUUCUUCUGGUCGUUUCUAUGGGCUAUGGUGUUGUGCGACCAACUCUUGGUGGUAUAACCUCAAAAGUUCUCCUACUUGGUGUGACAUAUUUAGUGGCUUCAGAAGCACUUGAGCUUGUUGAACAUUUGGGUAAUAUCAAUGAUUUAUCGGGGAAAGCAAGAAUAUUUUUGGUGCUACCUGUUGCUUUAUUGGAUGCCUGCUUCAUACUUUGGACCUUUUCAUCUUUAUCUAAAACAUUGGAGAAGCUUCAGGUUCGAAGAAGCAUGGCCAAGCUUGAGCUCUACCGGAAGUUUACCAAUGCUCUUGCAGUAUCAGUUCUGCUCUCAGUUGCUUGGAUUGGUUAUGAGUUAUACUUCAAUGCGAGUGACCCACUUAGUGAACUGUGGCGAAGAGCCUGGAUCAUACCAGCUUUCUGGACAUUGCUUGCUUAUAUUCUCUUGGUAGUUAUAUGUGUUCUCUGGGCUCCAUCUCAUAACCCAACCGGAUAUGCAUACUCAGAAGAGACAGGGGAUGAGUUUGAUGAGGAAGCUAUCUCGCUCACCGGAAGUGGGGUAAAGGUGGCUGGAGAUUUGGCAAUCAUGCUAGAAAGAAAGGAAAGAAAGGUUGCAACUGCAGCAGAUCAUCUUGUAUUUGGAAUUGGUGAAGAUGUAGAAGAAGACAAGAGAGAGUAAUAGCCCCUCUACUUUAUGCUUCCAUUUCAUUCUGAUAUGCGGAUAUACAUCAUAUAUCAGCUAAAAAACUAUCCAGGCUCUUGAAAAAGGGUCUCAAAGAAAGUAGAAGAGGGAAUAGGAUUAGGGGAAUGGGAGUGGGGAAAAAUAAAGUGCUAAUUUAGCUAGUCACAUCCAAACUUCAUCAACGGUGCCUACACUGCAUAUGUGAAUUCCAUUCAGCCCUGAUGAAUGAAAAAUGUAUUUCUAGGAAAGAAAUUAGACCAGAUUUAGAAAUUAAGGAAAAGUUUGGCUUUUCUUUUCUUUGGGAGGACUUUUUGCCCCCAUUAAAUUAUCUUGGAAAAUGUCUUUGGAAGUGCAUGUCGCAUGCAACAUGUGAAUCUCUUUUAUAUUGGAUACCUUUUACCAAAAAAAUAUACUGGAUACCAUAUCGCAUUCCCACUAAUUUCGAUGGGACUUUUUACACCCAA
Molecule: messenger RNA, 2142 nt
Organism: Ziziphus jujuba (common jujube)
Lineage: Eukaryota; Viridiplantae; Streptophyta; Magnoliopsida; Rosales; Rhamnaceae
Exons: 5
Coding region: 59-1675 (538 amino acids)
Biological process (GO): transport
Cellular component (GO): membrane; Golgi apparatus
Source: RefSeq, a predicted model, not a curated record